This is a messenger RNA of Gallus gallus (chicken), 10638 nucleotides long. RefSeq names its product mediator complex subunit 14 (gene MED14). Gene Ontology annotation, cellular component: core mediator complex; mediator complex. The coding region runs from base 213 to 4553 and encodes 1446 amino acids. Gene Ontology annotation, biological process: regulation of transcription by RNA polymerase II. The record is from RefSeq and is a predicted model, not a curated record. Gene Ontology annotation, molecular function: transcription coregulator activity. The transcript has 31 exons. NCBI's taxonomy places the organism in Eukaryota, Metazoa, Chordata, Aves, Galliformes, Phasianidae.
GUUCGCUUCCGGUCCCGUGCCCCCAACAUGGCGGCAGCCCCUGCGCCCAGUGAGUUCUGAGCGUCGCUCGGCCCGUCUCCUGCCGCCGCCCGCUGUUGCCCGGCGUCCUCCCUGCGUGCCGAGCCGGGCUGUGUCCCGGCGCCGCCGGCAGAGUGCCGGCAGCCCCGGGCCGCCGAGCCGUUCCCGCCUGGGGUUGAGGCGCCGCCGCCGCCAUGGCGCCAGUGCAGCUGGAGAGCAACCAGCUGGUGCCGGCCGGCGGGGGCCCCGCGUCAGCCCCAGCCCCGCCGGCACCGGGCGCAGUGACAGCCGCCGCCAGCCCCGGCUACCGGCUCAGCACCCUGAUCGACUUUCUACUGCACCGGACCUACGCCGAGCUGACCGUGCUGGCAGAUCUAUUACCAAGGAAGACCGAUAUGGAAAGAAAAAUAGAAAUAGUGCAGUUUGCAAGCCGUACUCGUCAACUGUUUGUUCGUUUAUUAGCCUUGGUCAAAUGGGCUAAUAAUGCUGGAAAGGUGGAAAAAUGCGCGAUGAUAUCAAGUUUUUUGGAUCAGCAAGCCAUUCUGUUUGUGGACACUGCUGAUCGUCUGGCUUCUCUAGCUAGAGACGCUUUGGUUCAUGCUCGUCUACCUAGUUUUGCUAUCCCGUAUGCAAUUGAUGUUCUGACAACUGGAUCAUACCCUCGCCUACCUACCUGCAUUAGGGAUAAAAUAAUCCCCCCCGACCCCAUUACAAAGAGCGAAAAGCAAACCACCCUUCAUCAGCUGAACCAGAUUCUUCGACAUCGUUUAGUGACUACAGAUCUCCCUCCCCAGCUGGCAAAUCUUACAGUUGCCAAUGGUCGUGUGAAGUUCCGAGUCGAGGGGGAGUUUGAGGCCACCUUGACAGUGAUGGGUGAUGACCCUGACAUCCCCUGGCGCCUUCUCAAACUGGAAAUCUUGGUUGAAGACAAGGAAACUGGAGAUGGUCGAGCCUUGGUUCACAGCAUGCAGAUCAACUUCAUCCAUCAGUUAGUCCAGUCGCGGCUGUUUGCUGAUGAAAAGCCACUUCAGGACAUGUACAACUGUCUGCACUCCUUCUGCCUAGCACUUCAGUUGGAAGUCCUGCAUUCACAAACACUAAUGCUGAUUCGAGAGCGCUGGGGUGACCUAGUGCAAGUGGAGCGAUAUCAUGCAGGGAAGUGCCUUUCGCUCUCUGUUUGGAACCAACAGGUGCUUGGCAGGAAAACGGGGACUGCUUCUGUUCAUAAGGUCACUAUUAAGAUUGAUGAGACCGAUGUCUCAAAACCCUUGCAAAUAUCUCAUGAACCUCCACUACCCUCCUGUGAUUCCAAACUGAUGGAAAGAGCCAUGAAGAUUGACCAUCUCUCCAUAGAAAAACUCCUAAUAGACAGUGUCCAUGCCAGAUCUCAUCAAAAACUCCAGGAGCUAAAAGCCAUUCUGAAGAGCUACAAUGUUAACGACAAUUCAUUCAUUGAGACAGCUCUUCCAACUCUUGUAAUUCCCAUUUUGGAACCUUGUGGUCGAUCGGAGUGUCUGCAUGUUUUUGUUGAUCUCCAUUCUGGAAUGUUUCAGUUGAUGCUCUAUGGUGUUGAUCAAGUGACACUGGAUGACAUAGAGAAGUGUGUUAAUGAUGACAUGAAGCGGAUCGUUCCUUGGCUCCAGCAGCUUAAGUUCUGGCUUGGACAGCAACGUUGCAAACAGUCAAUAAAGCACCUGCCUACAGUGAGCAGCGAAACACUUCAGCUGGCUAAUCAUGCUAGCCAUCCAGUGGGAAACCUCUCCAAACACAAACUGUUUAUCAAACUCACUCGUCUUCCACAGUACUACAUUGUCGUAGAGAUGUUUGAUGUUCCUGGCAACCCCACAGAACUAGAGUACAAGUACUACUUUCUCUCAGUGAGCUACGCUGAAGGAGAUGACAACCCUGCUACUGCACUUCUGUUACAGCAGUUCAAGCCAAACAUUGAAGAGUUGGUACUAGACACAAAGAGUGGGAAACAAAUGAAAAGUGGUGUCAAGCGCAAGUUGUCUGGUGAUCCAUGUUCCAUAGAACCUAAGAAACCAAAACGGACAGGAGAAAUGUGUGCCUUCAAUAAAGUCCUAGCUCAUAUUGUAGCCAUGUGUGAUACAAAUAUGCCAUUUAUAGGGCUUCGUUUGGAGUUAUCUAAUAUGGACAUUCCUCACCAAGGAGUACAAGUAGAAGGAGAUGGCUUCAGCCAUGCCAUACGUUUAUUAAAAAUUCCUCCCUGUAAAGGUGUAAACGAGGAAACACAGAAGGCUCUGGACCGAUCUCUUCUUGAUUGCACUUUCCGAUUACAAGGUAGAAAUAAUCGCACGUGGGUCGCUGAGCUGGUGUUUGCAAACUGUCCGCUUAAUAGCACUUCAUCCAGGGAGCAAGGACCAACCCGUCAUGUUUACCUAACGUAUGAAAACCAGUUAUCUGAACCAGUUGGAGGUCGCAAAGUUGUUGAGAUGUUCCUCAAUGACUGGAACAGCAUUGCUCGGCUGUAUGAAUGUGUCCUGGAGUUUGCACGGUCCUUACCAGACAUACCCAACCACUUAAACAUUUUUUCAGAAGUUCGUAUCUACAAUUACCGAAAGCUUAUCCUUUGUUAUGGAACCACCAAGGGGAGCUCCAUCAGCAUUCAGUGGAACUCCAUACUCCAGAAGUUCCACAUUUCACUGGGAACCGUUGGCCCAAACUCAGGUUGCAGUAACUGUCACAACACGAUUCUGCACCAGCUCCAGGAGAUGUUUAAUAAGACACCAAAUGUGGUGCUGCUGUUACAGGUUUUGUUUGACACUCAGGCUCCAUUAAAUGCCAUCAACAAACUUCCAACUGUGCCCAUGCUGGGUCUGACUCAACGCACUAACACUGCCUAUCAGUGCUUCUCGAUUUUGCCACAGUCGCCUACGCAUAUCAGGCUGGCUUUUAGGAACAUGUACUGCAUUGACAUCUACUGCCGGAGCCGUGGCGUUGUAGCCAUACGUGAUGGAGCAUACAGUCUUUUUGACAACAGCAAAAUAGUUGAAGGUUUUUACCCUGCACCUGGAUUAAAGACAUUCCUGAACAUGUUUGUUGACAGCAACCAGGAUGCACGAAGGCGGUCUGUAAAUGAAGAUGAUAACCCACCUUCUCCUAUCGGAGGUGACAUGAUGGAUUCUUUGAUAUCUCAGCUUCAGCCUCAGCAACCUCCCCAGCAACCACAGCAGCCAUUUGCAAAGCAGGCAGGAGCAUCGGGAGCGUAUCCUCUUACUUCACCACCCACCUCCUAUCAUAACACAGUGACACCUUCUCCAUCUAUGAUGCACACACAGUCACCAGGAAACUUGCAUGCUGCGAGCUCACCUAGCGGAGCUUUAAGAGCACCAUCACCAGCGUCCUUUGGUCCAACUCCUUCACCUUCCUCCCUUGGAAUUACAAUGGGUCAAACAGCAAACUUUGCCAGCCCACACGGUACCAUAGAUCCAAGCUCACCCUACACCAUGAUGUCACCCAGUCAGCGUGCAGGGAACUGGCCAGGAUCUCCCCAGGUUUCUGGUCCAUCACCAGCAGCACGGAUGCCUGGAAUGUCACCAGCCAACCCUUCCCUUCAUUCACCUAUCCCAGAUGCCUCUCAUUCCCCACGAGCUGGAACAAGUUCCCAAGCAAUGCCAACAAGCAUGCCUCCACCUCGUAAACUACCUCAGCGUUCUUGGGCUGCAUCCAUACCUACAAUCCUCACCCACAGUGCCUUGAAUGUUCUGCUGUUGCCCUCUCCUACCCCUGGGCUUGUGCCAGGACUAGCUGGCAGCUAUCUUUGCUCCCCUCUUGAGCGAUUCCUUGGAUCAGUUAUUAUGAGGAGACAUCUUCAGAGGAUCAUACAACAGGAAACGCUACAGUUAAUAAACUCCAACGAACCAGGUGUAAUUAUGUUUAAGACGGAGGCACUGAAGUGCAGGGUUGCGCUCAAUCCCAAAACCAACCAGACCCUGCAACUCAAAGUAACACCUGAAAACACAGGCCAGUGGAAAUCGGAGGAGUUACAAGUUUUGGAGAAGUUCUUUGAAACAAGAGUUGCAGGACCACCUUUUAAAGCAAACACCCUAAUAGCCUUCACAAAAUUAUUAGGGGCUCCAACGCAUAUCCUCAGGGACUGUGUUCACAUCAUGAAACUUGAGCUGUUCCCUGAUCAGGCAAGUCAGCUGAAAUGGAACGUGCAGUUUUGUUUAACAAUUCCUCCCAGUGCACCACCAAUUGCACCUCCAGGAACACCUGCUGUUGUGCUGAAAUCCAAAAUGUUGUUUUUUCUCCAGCUAACACAGAAAACAGCAGUCUCACAGGAAGCUGUUAGUAUUAUUGUCCCAAUUAUUUAUGAUAUGGCUUCGGGUACAACUCAACAGGCUGACAUUCCCAGGCAACAGAAUUCUUCUGUUGCUGCUCCAAUGAUGGUUAGCAAUAUUCUAAAGAGGUUUGCUGAACUGAAUUCACCACGACCAGGUGAAUGCACAAUAUUUGCAGCCGUUCGGGAUUUGAUGCUUAAUCUUACGCUGCCCCCUGGUGGGCGUCCAUAGACACUUUUAAAAGAAGGCUGAAAAUGAGACAAAACAGCAAAAAAAAAAAUAAAUAAAUAAAAAAUAAAAUAAAAAAAAAUCUCUCUGAAAUUAAGCCUUCAAUUAAAAGAGGACGUUUAAUUUUACUUUUUUAAGAGCUAACUAUAAUAAACUGGCAAACUUUCAGGGAUGCACUUUCAUCAAAUGAGUAUCACCACGACUUUUGUAUAGUGCUGUUGUAUAGUGUGUUUUGAUGGGAGACACUUCAGACUAGGUGAUAGAUCGAAGUAUCAGCUUGCUGGUAAUAGAUUUACUAUUCUGUUUUAUACUAUACAGAGUAUGAAGAUGCCAAACUUGUUUGUUUUUUGUUUUUCUUAUGUUUUGGUGUAAUAGUCUUUUUUUAAGGCAGGUCUGUCAUUUUUGAAUACUGUAAAACUGUGACAAACUUUAUAUUGAAGCUGUAUUUUAAUAUGACUGCUUUGAAUCCUUAAACAAUUUAUUUGGGCUUGUUGUAAACAUGUCCCCAAAAAGCAAUAUUUAAUAAACUGGAUUAAAAAAAAAAUCUUCACCUGGGUGUUGUAUGAUCUUAAACAUUAUUCCUCUCUGCUGUAGUCACUGGCCAGAUCUCUUGUAUCCCCACUUACUUGGGCUGCCUGUUCUCCUGUUUCCCCUAUGUGCUGCUGACUUUAAAAAAAAAUAUAUAUAUAUAUUUAUAGUUGAAUGGUUUUGAUUGAUUCUAAGCUUAAGGAAGCACCUUUUCCACCUGUCAUGGAACUUUUAGACUCUUGAAAAACAGUAGAAGUGAUUCAUCUUAAGUUCUUUACUGUGACAGUAGUGAGGUGCUGGCACAGCUGCCCAGGGAGGUUGUGGAUGCCCCAUCCCUGGAGGUGUUCAAGGUGUUGGAUGGGGCCCUGGGCAGCCUGGUCUAGUAUUAAAUGUGGAGGUUGGUGGCCCUGCCAGGCAGGGAGGUUGGAGCUUCAUGAUCCUUGAGGUCCCUUCUGACCCGAGCCAUUCUAUGAUUCCAUGAUCGUAUUGUAAAAGCAGGUAAGAAAGAUAGAAGCUUGAAGCGUAUGCCCUGAAAUUGGAGAGCAUGAUCCAAAAAAGCUGAAGAUGACAAAAAAAAACAAACCAAAAAACCACAGAAGCUAGCUCCCAUGUAACUCUUUGAAUUGGAUUUGGAUAAGUUUGUCAGAGAUGAUAGAAAGCUCUUAUAAUGAAAGAAAAACUCUGUCUUUAAGAAUUAGCCUGUCAUUUAAUCACUUGUCCACAUGGAUUUGUAUUCUCCAGGUUUUACUGAGUUCAGCUUGGUUUCCUGUCUUGAAAGUGUAGCAUGCUGCAGGCCUGCCUCACUGCACUUGCACAGCUGUCUGCUUCCUGCUUAGCUGAUGGGUGUGCUGAACACAUUUUAGCCAUGAUUUAGCAGAGUGUUGUUAGGGUAGUAUGGUUAGGUUCUGGUUGGAUCUUUAAGGUCUUUUCCAACCUGAGCAAUUCUAUGAUUCUUAGCUUUUUGAGGGUAUCUUCUAGCCUACCUUGUUGGCUUUGAGGCUCCUGUUGCCCCCACGUCCAUCACAAGGUUUCAUUCUCUAGUCUUGAAUGCGUCUGUGCCAAAGCUCUUACAUUAUAAAUCAUCUUUUCGUUAGUGUUGGCUUCAGAUUUCAGCCUUGAAGUGGAUUUUGAGCGUUGGUACUCAGUGUUCUAACUUGUAGCUAUCCGAGCGAACGCUCGGACAGAGCUGAAGCAAGGUGAGAGUUUUGCAUGAAACAAAGCUUAAAUUGCACGGUGGCUGUAAAUGUAUGUAUGUACGAGAAAUGUAUGUUUAAGUUAUAUCACACGGCCUUAAAGUCUGUGGGUCUUUCCUAUAGAAAGUCCUACAGCAGCUGAUAAUUCCUCAGCUGGGUGACUCAUAAGCAGUGUGCCAAUUUGAGGGGAAAUGUUUUUUAAGUCUCCAAACACGUCUCCAGCAGCACCACAGACUGAGGAAACUGUGCUGCGGUGCGUGAGUGUGUGUGCUCCCAGCCCUGCACGUUCUGCCAAAGCAAUGAUUACGGCCUUCUUCGGUAAGUGACCCCUAUGCAAUAGAUUUUAAAGGAAACGUCCGGCUGCUGCUGUGAGAGAUAAGAGAUGCUGAGCGAGGAGGGUUGUGCUGGGGGCUGUGCAGAGCGGCGUGGCUGCUUUUGAAAGGACAGUUUGAAGGUUGUGGAUAGCAGAGCGUGAAUAUCUUGAUGAGUGGGGGGAGUAGCAGCUUCACCAGAGGCUUUCUCUGGGAGAGCAGAGGGCUUCUAUCAGAAACAGCCGGACACCUGACACAAACACUGAGAUAGAUGGGCCUGCCUGAGGUUGUUGCUUCCUCCUUGUUAAAUAUGACCAGGUAAUAAUCUGGCAAGCUUGCAAAGCAACUGACAAACUAUAGUUGCUGCUGCUCUGGUGCAGCUCAGCGGGGGCUCCUGUGUUGUUUGUCGAGGUUACUGCUCUCAGGUCACGUGUCCUGUGCUCACACAGCACUAUGGCCAUAGGAAUAUGUCCUGAUCCUCACACAGAGCUAAGAAGCCAUGUUAUCGCAUACCUCCACAGAAGUAUGGGACUGAGCAAGGUUGGAAUUACCACAGAAUUAAUAAGAAUUAAUAAGAGCUAAUACUUCGACUUUUAAAGCAUCAGCUAGUAGUACUGGUCAGAUUUUGUUUAAUUACAUCUAUCCCCUGCCCUUCUCCCACCAAAACCUGCAGGAAAAAAGAAGUGUUUGCAUAUGCACAGCAUCAGCAAGCUUAAAAAAAAAAAAAAGUCCAAAGUAAAACGUGUAAAAAUGUAUGUAAGUGUUAAUUAUUUGGCCAGCUUGCAAAGCUGACCAUUUCCAAAGGAUUUAGCUAUGUUAGAAAAAGUAUUUUAAUGACAUUACCAUACAGAAGCUGGAACAUAACCUCAAAUACUGUGGAGGUGUCUUUUCUCUCUAAUAGCACAGCCCAAUCCUGGCUGUGUGUGGCACCACUCCAGCCAUCAAUGAGCUGAGCAUGCCCUGGAGGGGUUGGCUGGAUGUGGGUCAGUUGAAGAUGCUUGGGAGAAGUAAAGUCCUUCCCCUCUCAUAUAGCAGUGUAGAUAUAGCUCCAUGCUGAGCUCAGGGAAGCAGUGUGUGCUCAGAAACAUCAGGCUCCCUUUGACGUAUGCGGGCUGGUGUUGCAAGGGACUGCACUGGAAGGGCAAGCUUUAGAGAUCAUUUCUUUCCGAGCUCCAAAUGUCUGAGUCUGUACAGAGUCGGUGACAAUCAGCGUGAAUCCAUUUGAGAUUUGAAAGCACGUUCCUUCAGCCUAAAAGUAGAUGUGUGAAGUUGUUUUUCUUCCUCAACUUUUGUAUUUAUCUCCUGCUGCAGAUGGGUGCUAAAACAAAAGGUGCACUGCCGCCACCACCUCUUUGCUGGCCAUAGGUUUGUCGCAGUGUGGCCUUGCUGGAGACAUCAGCUGGUCAAACAGGGAAAGAUUUAAGUAAGUCUGAAGGAAACAACCUUUUAUCCAAACAUGGAGUUGGUGAGCAAACACAGCCCGUGGGCUUCUGGGCAUCCUGAAAGAGGAUUAUUAGGUUUGUUUCAUUUACUUUAGCUGAUAUGACCUUGAAACGUUAGUAUUGGCGGGCCGGUAGUGACGCUAACACACACAUCUGAGGCCCAAGGUGACCCAGGAGGAUCAUGUAGUUUGUUGGGAUGAUUCCUGCAGCUGGUGGGCAGAUUGGGGCAGAUUUCUGAUGCAGCAGCAGCAACUGACCCCAGGCAGGACACCAAGGGCUGCCGGAGCAAUUUGGUGGGCCCUGUGGUGGCGCUGCUGCUCUCCUUGGGGCAAGAGGCCGCAGAGGCCGCGUAGUGCCUCCUUCAGAUAGCAGAGCUGCUCCUUCCCGGUUCCAGCACUUUCUGUGCGAGUUGCAGAAGGUGUCUAGAGGUUGAUUGCUUGUAUAGCUAUGAAAAAGAUUAAAUGCUGGGGCUCUGUGUUGCAUUUAUUGAGAAGUAUUGGCUUGUCAGUGACCUGCACCUCUUCCACCUUGCUUCAGAGCUCAGGUCCCUCUGGGCAGCAUUAGGACCACAGGCAGGCUCUGAGAUUGUGGUUUUAAGAGUCUCUUCAUUCCUUCUCUUGCUGGAGCCUACCAAAAAUGCACCUGGCCACAGCUCUUUAAAGACGUGGCUCAUGGAUAGAGAGGAAUGGAGGGAGCUGGAGGAGAGGCCUGGAGGCAGGAGAGGCUGUCUGAGAAAGUACUUCAGCCCUCCCCGGUGAGAUCAGGUUAUCAUCACGGAGAGACUUGUUUUAAGAAGGUGCCACUUCCACACGGCUCUGGAACACCUCCAGGGACGGUGACUGCCCCACCUCCCUGGGCAGUCUGUGCCACUGCCUCCACCGCUCUUCCUGAGGAGAAAUUGUUCCUAAUAUCCAACCUGUUGUGGCUUCUUGUGAGCAGCUCCGUGGUGCAGUUAUGCAGCAGCUCAGGCCCUGCCUGCUGGUGCCAGCUGCACUGCUGCUCAGUCAGCGUGAAAGGAAUUGAUUCUGCUCAGCUUUCUUUAUUUUUUAUUUCAGCUCCCCUGCUGCACGGUUUCUUGGAGCUUUUUUGCCCCACAGUUAAGAUUCCCCACGCAGAUUCACACCAUACCCCUGCAGACCGCGAGUUAUCGAAGCUCAUACAGGUAAAUGGUUUAAUACAGUAAUCAGGCCAACCCGUCAUUUUCAGAUUUUGAAGGAAAUGCAAUGAUUUGAAUGCCUAUUUUUGCCUGCAUGGUUCAAUUUAGUGCCAUGAGGACAUCUUAAGACAUUUAUUUACAAUUGAGUUAUUACGUAAUUAUUCCUCCUUGCAAAUUCUAGUGCCCAGUUCCCACGGAGAUGGCUGAGAUGGGGAGCAGUGGGGUUUGGAUUGCUGCCUUUGUUGUUUAAGGCCCUUUUUGUAAGAUGAUCGCUGCUGUGUUUUUGCAAAUCUGAAUUCUGCGUUCUGCUAACCAGCACAUCCAAUCAACCUGAAAGGCUGGCUGAGUUACCCGCAUCACUGCUUCACUUCAGUGUUUCUCACACCUUCGUCCUGAAGGAAGGACACAAAGAUGUUACUCUGAUUGUCUUUGGUUUCUUCAGUUUUUCAUCCCCCUUCGAGUUGCACAGGCACCGAAGUAAAGGUAAGCACACACAGCCCCCGUUCCCAUCCCACACUGCGUGCAGAACUGUUCAGGAUUCGCCUGGCACAGAGCCACUGCACGGAGCCUGCCUGAGCUCCUGCAUCACUUCUGCUACGGCAGAGACUUCCUUUCUCUUUUAUUCUUUAAUACAAAUGCAGCUCUGAACUCACACUGGAGGGAAAAUGUAUUUUCUUUCACCCUUUAAUUCCCAGCCGUAGAAGGUUGCCUAAAGUACUCACAGGCCCACGCUGUUCUUAUUUCAGGUGAGCCCACCUGCCAGUCUCUGGGACCCAAGUUUGGCUGUGUUUGGCUGCUUCCAUCAUACUCCACACAACGAAAUUAGGUCAUGACUUUUUGCCUCCCAGAGCUCCUCUAUGCACUGACUGGAGGCACCUUGAAGCUUAGCACAGAAUACCACGCCGAAGCCUUAGGAAUGAAAAGCAAAUAACAGCCACGGUUCGGUAGCGAAGCAGCGCUCACUUCUGUAAUUUCUGACCUUUCAUUUUAGACGUGCGCUUACAAAACGAAGCUGUCAGAAUCCCAUUUUCCUGCUCCAAGUGAAAGGCUAUUGUCUGGAUCGCAGCCUCCUCCAGCCCUCCUCCACGCAUGGCUCCGCGUUGUUUUCCUCCGUAGCUCAGGAGUUAUGAAAGCUUUUAGCCAAAGUGGCAUUUCCUCCUCCUCCGCUCUGCUGUUGUCACAGCUGAUUUUAUAGAACAAAUCUAAUUUUACCUUCAGCAAGCUUUGUUGGUGUUUGUUUUUAACAGCAACUCUUCCACUGAUAGCAAAAAUGUUCUUUUACACCAAGGGUUCAUUUCUGUGGAGAAAAAGAUCCUUUUGCCUGGCUUUCUCUGUAGCCCACAUUUUCCUAAAAAUUGGAGUAGGUCUUCAAUUUAUAUGAAUACUUUGAACCUCAUAUUUACCUAGGGCAUUAAGUGUAUCAGCACAAAAAUGAAAAUAAACAUUUCUUUUUCUUUA